Messenger RNA from Striga asiatica, 471 nucleotides. NCBI's taxonomy places the organism in Eukaryota, Viridiplantae, Streptophyta, Magnoliopsida, Lamiales, Orobanchaceae. The record is from the annotation of a GenBank genome assembly.
AUGGUCAGCCAACCGUGGUUGGAGCCGAGCACGCGUCUGCCGGAGAAAUUGGCGAUGGAGGCCGUGCAGGACCAGUUGCCGGAGAGGCUGGUUGACAUGAACUUGAGAACCACCCAUCGCCCCACGUUCGCCAUCUCCAUCUCACCGUCCGCACUCACCGUCCACGCCACAGCCACCUGCUCCGAUCACCCAUUCGCCGCCGCAUCCACCUCCGCCUCACUCAAGCACCACCGCCCCGCAUACGAGAACAUCCGCGACGAGGCCCGCCACCACGCCUCGUCCCACGGCUUCUCCGCCAAAUACGUCUCCUUCAACACCGCUGAAAAAAGUGAAAGUCGCGAGGAGGAUGAUCAUGGUCCAAGAGAAGAUUUUGGGAAAAUGCUUCAUGGGUUUGUCCCCUUUUUUCCCCAAAUUUUCAUUAUUUAUUUGUUUGGUUUUCAUUUAAUUUCUGUAUUGGAUGGAAAAUUGUAA